CGCAGGCGCAGGGCCAUGGCGGCGCCGGCGCCCAAACCCCCGGCGACGGGCCACCGCCACCGCCUCCACGUAGCCCGCUGCUUGCCCCCCGACCCCCCGCCCCCGCCCACCUCCAAAGCCCCCAGCGGCAGCAGCCCCAACCCUGUGCUCUCCCUUCUCUCCGCGGUGCCCGACUGGGCCGACGCCGUCCAGGAGCGCCGCGUCCGCGACCGCCGCCCGCUCUACGACCACGCCUCCUGGCGCGAGCACCGCAGCUCCCGCCGCCACCUGCGCCACCUCCUCGCCGCGCUCUCCUCCCGCGUCAUCCUCUCCCUCGCGCCCCCUGUCUCCGCCUUGACCGCCUUCGCCGCCGCCAUCGCCACCUACAACACCCUCCUCCCGGCCUACGCCUUCACCGCGUCCUCGCUGCCCUACCAGCUCACCGCGCCCGCGCUCGCGCUCCUCCUGCUCCUGCAAUGAGUGAGUGACGCAUCGCAACUGAUGUUUCAGUGUCACCUCAUUUGCGACUCGGACGUCAAAGGGGGCCUUGAGGGCUUGCUCGCCCAAGAUGACCUCAAUGUUGUACUGGCAUCGAAACACCGCCCCCGUUGUAUUAUCGAGUUCAUUUCACAAAGUCUUCAGAUGCUAGAUCUCGACGAACAGAAGCGGAGCGUCAUGGAGUCUAAACUGUCUUGUUUUCUUGAAGGAAUCGGUGUCUGCGAGCAGCUCAUUGGGAUUCCUAUUCCUCUCUCAUACACCAGACUUACUUCCAGGUUCCUUGUUCUCUGGCAUCUUACACUCCCAGUGAUACUCUGGGAUGAAUGUAAAUGGAUUGUUGUUCCAGCUACCUUUAUCAGUGCUGCAUCACUCUUCUGCAUUGAGGAAGUUGGUGUUCUUAUUGAGGAGCCGUUCCCCAUGCUAACUCUUGAUGCUCUAUGCAGGCAACUCCACGACGGCAUUAAGGAUGUGAUGGCGGUGCAGAAUACGGUUCACACACGAUUAGUUGCCCAGAAUAAGAGACAUGGGGGCCGCAGCAGAUGUGCAGAAAAUGGGUGGCCUAGCUCAAAAAGAGAAGAAGCGAAGAUUGAUUGAGCACGCAGAUCAGUGAAUUACUCAAGGGUGACACUGCAAGCAAUCCAGGAUAUAGUUUGGGAGCUACUAGAAUAGUAGUUGGGAAAGCUGGGACCGGUCUUGAGAUGAGUUGAGCCGAAUUACUAGAAUAGAAGUGAGGAACUGCUGCAGUGUGGUGUGGUUCCAUGAACCUCGAGUCGAGCAGGUCCCCUGAGAAGAGCAGAGCAGAUUUUUCUGUCUGUAUUAUAAAGAAAAACACAGAUGGAACUCCCAGAUAUCCUAGCUGUGAACAUAGUAACAUAGAUAGUCUUGGUGAGCUAUCUUUUUUUUUCGAAAGACAGUCUUGGUGAGCUAUCGCUCGAUAUGUUUAUGAUAUUGGCAUGAUGUGCAUGAAUGAUGUGUCGCUCUGAUUGUGGAUUUCAAAUAUAAAUCGGCACUUGUAACUA
This is a messenger RNA of Panicum virgatum (switchgrass), 1496 nucleotides long. Its product is annotated as UPF0187 protein At3g61320, chloroplastic-like. Gene Ontology annotation, molecular function: voltage-gated chloride channel activity. Gene Ontology annotation, biological process: regulation of photosynthesis, light reaction. The record is from RefSeq and is a predicted model, not a curated record. NCBI's taxonomy places the organism in Eukaryota, Viridiplantae, Streptophyta, Magnoliopsida, Poales, Poaceae.